AUGUUUAUACUUUAUUGUCUCCUUGUUAUAAAUGUCAUUGGAUUAUCAAUUUCUCAAAGUUCAUCGAUUUGGCCUUCAAAGUCUUUAACAAUGCAACCGAGUGUGGCAAUCGCUGGAACUAUGCUACCUUUAGUAUCUCCCGCUCGUUUGGUUGCAACGAUUCCACCAACAGAAAAACUAGCAUGCGAUUUAAAUCCUUGUUUUAAUGGAGCAACGUGUACAAACCUUAUUCCUCGAGAUAAAAAUUACAAAUGCAACUGCGCAAAUGGUUGGACAGGUGUUAACUGUGAACUUACAACUAGUGGAUUUAAAGCAAAAACUGGAUUUCAAUAUAUCGAAGUAAAGAAAUUAACUAUUUCAUCAACGUCAUCAGUAAAUAUAAUAUAUCUUUUACUUGAUAACUCAACUGACUUGUUUAAAGAAACGUGCGACGUAUUUAAAACCAACCUAAACAACACUAUUUCUGCAUCUGAUCCGAGUAUUUUACUAUUAAAUCUGAGAUGCUUAAGUUUUACAUUUUCAAGUUAUUACUACGUUAACUAUAUCAUAGACUUCCCAAAUAACAACAACAUUUCAACUCAACGUUUAUCAAAAGCUAUUGACAGUGGAAUUCAACUUCAUCAGAAUAAAAAUCUUUCGGCUGGUUUAGUGUAUAAUAGUACUAUUAUUGAAGAUUUAGACGAAUGUCAAAACUCUCCUGGCUACUGUCAUCCAUCUGCAAUAUGCUCAAACAAUAUAGGUGGAUACACUUGCCUAUGUCCUUCAGGAUUUGAAAUGCAAUUUAAUAAACAAUGUCAAAUAAGGAAUAAAAACCUUAAAAACAAUUUAACUAUAUUUUUACCAACGAUUUUAGGAGCGUCUCUUUUGAUAACUGUUCUAUGUUGUGUUUUCAGAGCAGUCCGUCAAAAAAAUCAAAGUUAUGACUUGGCAAAUGCAUAA
Hydra vulgaris (swiftwater hydra) is the source of this 939-nucleotide messenger RNA. Lineage: Eukaryota; Metazoa; Cnidaria; Hydrozoa; Anthoathecata; Hydridae. The record is from RefSeq and is a predicted model, not a curated record.